Messenger RNA from Fomitiporia mediterranea MF3/22, 4648 nucleotides. RefSeq lists its product as uncharacterized. The transcript has 2 exons. The coding region runs from base 2128 to 4314 and encodes 728 amino acids. The record is from RefSeq and is a predicted model, not a curated record. Lineage: Eukaryota; Fungi; Basidiomycota; Agaricomycetes; Hymenochaetales; Hymenochaetaceae.
ACUCUCCUCUCUUUCUCUGACUGCGACGGCCAGUCGUCCUUUCCCACAAGCGACGACACCCAAAUCCCUUAGAUCCGGCCAGCGAGCAUAGUACAGCGUAUAUCUAUUGCGCGUAUCGGGAAACUCUCUUCCUACUUUCGGGCCCUCCAUCUGUCGUGUUGUGUUCUUGUUAUCCACCAGCCGAACUCGGUCCUUCACCUACCCUUACUCGACGGCCAGCGCACCUCCGUAGCAUCCAGCAGGCGUCUUGGCUCUUUCGUGUUCUGUCAGACGGUUAAUCCGUCGCCAACAAACCACAAGUUCCGUCUACACAACAACGCGCUUCUGUGCGGAAUAUGGCGAACUAUCUACCCGUUCUUCUCGUCUCUGUCACCGCAGGUAUGCCCGAUGAUGCCGCCCUCCAGCCUCUUCCGCGCGGACAGGUCGAUUAUCUAUCACAUAAUUGGACGGAAGAGGAUGUUUGGCGGUCAUGGAGGAACAUGACAAAGCAGAAGAAUGAAAUUGCAAACGGCGUCCGCCUAGAGAACGCCUCCUGGCGAACGUGGAUGAAACAACGAAACAAACUGAAGACUGUAUCGCCGGAGACACUUAACUGGCUUAAGGACUCGGACGUGACAUGGCUCUAUGGUCCUCUUCACACCGCCGUUGACUGGACGCCACCUCCCAAACCUGCUAUCUCGCCGCCAGCAGCUCCCCAAGCUAAAGAUGACGCCUCUGCUCCAUCACCAAAGUCACCUGGUGCAAACAGUCUUUCUUCACCAUCAAGUAGCGUGGCACUCGAUCGUUUGAACCAACCAACCGGACGAUAUGCUCUUCCCCCGCACGAAGGUGGCACGAUGAAACCCAUUCUCAAGCAUCGUAGUAUCGCGGAAAUGUUGACCAGUGCUUUGCCACCUGCUCCUUCUUGGGCUGAGGAGUCAAGUGAAUUCACUCGGGAGGUUGAUGGUAAAGAUUACGAAACGAGGGAUAAUAGAUUGCACGUACAUCCUCAACAAGACCGACAAGAAGCCUCAAUGUCGGGUCGAGGAGGUCGUCCCCCUCUUUGCCAUACCAGAAGUGAUACGAGUGUUCUCUCGCGUUACGGACAUAGUGGCGCGAUUAAGAAAGCCCAUGUCUCGCCCCCACGUGUUGCGGAAGGUGCAGCAGACCAUUGCCCUAGUUCAGGUGACUCGUCUCCUCAAGCGUACAGUGGUUCUCUUUCUCCCAACCAGCGGACUGGCGCUUCCAAUAACUUGGCCGAUUUGGCAUUUAGCGUGGGAGCUAACAGAGGUGCACAAUCAGGUGGACAAAGCACUUCGUCACCUUAUCGGAGCACAAUACCGCUUGAGGUCGUUGAAAGCAGUGGAACGAGCAUUUUCACGAAUGACACAGCGAGUAAUGGGCGCUCUGAAAGCGAAGGAAGCAUGAUUUCACCCGUGGCUUCUUUGGCGCCUCAGAAGAAGCACAUCAGCUUUAAUGCUAUUGUCGAACAAUGCAUCUCCAUUGACGGUAGUUCGGAGCCUAUUUCCCCGUCAGUGCGGGGCCAUGCAUGGUCGACGUAUGCUGAUGAUGGGUGAGCGUGCAGAUCCUUUUACCUUCCUUCUAUUUGUGAACCUAUGCUGACGAUGUUUGUUUUUCUGCGUCUCCGGGUCGUGUCCCGACUCGGACACGGACGUGGGCUUUGACAGGUAUACCCAGGAUGUCGAAGAUGGUUUGUAUGAAGAUAUCGGUACAACUUUAGCAGGCAACUCGGAUUCGGAGAAUGAAGUAGCAGUUGAUGAGGAAGAGGAAGAUGAGAGGCUGGAGAUUAAACCUCCAUCAAGGCGGUCAUCCUCCGGCAGUUUACAAGACUAUCGCACUGCUUUUGCCACUCAACAAACGCCCACAUCCCGUGCUGCUCCGUCUGAUGCUUCAGAGCGACCACAGUUCCGACGCUCAUCAACAGGAAGCAGCAGGUUCAGCCGAUCACGAAAGAGUGCUUCUGCAGGCUCCGGUUCUGGCUCUGGGAGUAAUAGUGGACGAACGAGCGAGGCUGGACGUAGCCGAUCAAGUGUAGCACUAGAUAGAGAGCACGUAACUAUUGCUCCAAUUGCACCGACUAUCCUCAAGACUGGUGGCGCUGAAGAUAACGAGGACGGGGUGCUCUAUAUGGCUGGCUCGCCUUUUCCAACCUAUGGUGCGAUGCUUCCUUCCUCGAUAGUCGUCGAAUAUAUGCUGAAGUAUGGUUUUGAAGGUAUUGAAGCAAGCUCCUCUGGCAGCAGUAGUGGUUAUGGAUACGGGUACGGUGGGUACGGGUUUGGAGAACAUGUGAGUGCAGGGCGUAGCGACGCCUUCGAACACUUUGAGCGGGGAACCGAUGCGGGUGAGCUGGUCUAUCAGAGCCCGAAUGGUAAUGUCUAUCCUUGGGGUGAAGGUGACGCUAUACGCUUCCGCAUGCAGACCGAGUAUGGAGUGCCAAGUCCUCCAAGAUCUCCUCCCGUUGCCUACGGACUGAAUCCGCAACAUCAGUCGUUUGCAUAUCGGAUGGGCUCUACAGGUCCGUCUUCAUCCCACGUGGUGGAUGACACCGGUCGAAUCGUGCCUGGACCUCUCGUACGCAGUCCUGGGGAAGUCUCCGACGAAGCAAUAUUCGAGCAAUUUGAUCCUGUGGAAGGACCGCUUGAAGCGCCUCGCGAUGGACGUGAGCGUGGCGUUGAUGGCCAGCAAAGAGGAGAUGAUACUGUAUCACGAGCACGAGCUAGUGAACCGCAAGCGGGAAUCCGCCGUGAGGACGAUGCUGUACGAAUAAUUGAGCCCCAACCUAGUGGCAGUGCUGACAGCGUCGAUUUAUCCGGUUCGCCUCGCGAGCGGGAGCCUUCACCUGAUUUUCAACCCAAGAUCAACCCACGUAUAGCGAGUUUGAAGUCUGAAAGCGGCUGGUGUUCCCCUCCGUCUUCCCCACCACAGACGAAUACCGAGAUCAACACCUCUCUUGCACCUUCGUCCACCACUUUAGCGAUCCCGACGCCAGGGAUUAGUCCCGCGCAUGAACAAGAGUAUGCACGGAUGCGGACCCCUCCCGAUUCUCCUGUUUUGCGUUCUGGGCUGCUGUCUCCACCGGACAUGUCCCCACGUGGGCGGUCUAUUUGCACCUCACCAGUCUCUGGAUCUGCGACGUCGUCUUCCCAGGCUCGAUCUGAAUCUCGCUCGGUGUCAGAAAGCAGAAGUGAUAGUCGUGGUCGCUCUCGAACUCGUAAUUCAUCUCUUGCUUCAUCCCCGGAGCAAGGUGAGCAAGAGCGCGGGCGAUCAAGGUCUCGAUCAACAGCCAGUGGUGCGAACUCGCCUCUCGGCGAUAACGGUUCCCCGAGUAUGCGGGGUUCAUCUCUUGCUAUUGGUGGUAUUGGCGUUGGUCUGGGUAUUGGUGGGGGAUGCAGUGCGCAGCAUAGUGGACGCGAGAUCCGAGACGGUCGUGGUAUUCGCUUGUAUCGCAAGACAAGUGAAGACUUCAUUCGUGGGAAUAGUGCCGAUGGUAAAGGCGGUCAGUCGGAUGUUUACCCGUCACAUGGAACUCGUGGACGUAAUCGAGAAGGGAAGCGCGUGAGUGAGUCGCUUUCCCCUCCGGUUGUUGGAUCGCCCCCGGUGGACAGAAGGAGUGCUGUGUCGCCUCCACAUGCGAGUGGUGUAUAUCGACCGAUUCCGUCGUCGGGAUUGAGGUCGUAUCCUGCAAAUUUGCCUGGACGUUCGAAUUCGGGAGAUUCUAUACGGUCUCUUGGGUCUGAUAGGAGUAAUGUGCAAUCGCCUGACGGAUCAUCCUUGCUGAGUUCUCGGCGUUCGAAUUCUAGUAGGAGUGGAAGCCGCGAGCAUACAGACUCUACGUCGGCCGAUGAGACGCUGUCGACGUCAGCCUCUACGGUUAUUGGGAACGGAAGUACGCUACCACCAUGUAUUCCUGAGGAGGAUGAAGUGAAAGUACGGACGGGACACCCUUCAGAGGUACAGAAUGGUGUUGAGAGCAAGGAUUAUAAUCAGCCUCGAUCGCAAGACAGGUCAUCUUUUUCACCUUCAUCUACCAUACAGAAGCGGGAGGAAGGCGGUAGUAAUAGACAUUCCCCCACUAUCGCUUCCUCCUUAUCGUCACCGAAAGCCGAGGGGACAAUGAAUCCGGAUCCUGGAAAGACUAGAGUAUCGUCAAGUUCCAAUUUGUCUUCGCCUGCGGGAGCGGGACGUAAUAAAGCAAACGGUGCGUCUGAAGGUACAGGAGAUGGUACGGGAAAGACAUUUGCUGAUCGCACUGCAGACCUUAUGUCUUCCGCUCGUACGCUCCUGGGAACCUUCUGGAACAGCAGCAACUCGUAAUGUCAUGAUCCGUCGGUCGGUCGGCUUCUACUUCUUUUUCCUUUUUCCUCGACCUAUACAUAUCUGUUACAGUGUAUUUUUUAUUCUUGCCUGUAUCGAUGUGAAUUGUCCUUCUUCUGUCUUACCUUUUAUAUAUUACUCGUUUUCUACUCCAUCCGUGUUGAGCUACACUCUUCUCCUCUCUGUGUCACGCCUAUUGUCUGUUGUGUUGACAUAACACAUUUUCCUAUCAGUUUUUUUUCCUCCAUCGCGAUCUUGUCUCAUUUACACUGCUUACACUCACCACCUCAACCACAAUCACAUACAGCACGUCUCUUCUAUACAGUGCACCGUC